ACUCCGACACCAUCGCCAAAACCAACGCCUUCACAAACAACACCUUCAAUGACUCCUGAACCUAUGGAAUUACAAACUCCUGUUCAAAAGUCAACUCCAAAACCGACUCCAACAUUUAAACCAGAACCUACUCCUCAAAUAAAUCGUAAAACUCCUGCGUUUCCUUACUGA
This is a messenger RNA of Trichomonas vaginalis G3, 171 nucleotides long. RefSeq lists its product as uncharacterized. The transcript has a single exon. The annotation marks the transcript as partial. The record is from RefSeq and is a predicted model, not a curated record. Lineage: Eukaryota; Parabasalia; Trichomonadida; Trichomonadidae.